Oncorhynchus mykiss (rainbow trout) is the source of this 2096-nucleotide messenger RNA. Its product is annotated as transmembrane protein 160. The record is from RefSeq and is a predicted model, not a curated record. NCBI's taxonomy places the organism in Eukaryota, Metazoa, Chordata, Actinopteri, Salmoniformes, Salmonidae.
UUGCACGGGAGCACCGCCUCCUUUCCGUAUGUCGUUUGCAGUGUGAAAGUUCACAGGGCAUGCAAAGGUCGUGUUGUGUUUUUAGCGAGCUAUGGCUGCCUUGAGUUGGUUUACGUGCAGACAGCUGCCGCGUAUUGCAAAUCAGUUCGCCUGGGUUGUGAAGCACGUCAGGCCUCAGUACCUCGGGGGACUGCCGGUGAGGAGAGUCCACGGGUCGUCGCGGAAAUGGGUGGCUGAGAAGGGGCCAUGGGGCAAGGCUCGGAUGCCAGAGUAUCAUCUUCUGACAGAACUCGAUAAGGCGGAUGCCUUGAUGCUGAAAAAGUCCCACGAAACUGGGUUCCUGUCUUGGUUCCGGAACGGACUCCUGGCCACCGGGAUCGGGGUCAUCGCUUUCGUCCAGAGUGAUGUGGGACGAGAGGCAGGAUAUGCCUUCUUCAUCCUGGGUGGUGUGUGUGUAUCGUUCGGCGGGGCGUCCUACGUGGGCAGCCUGUUUUCGCUGAGGAGGAUGAUGCUUCUCUCCCUGCCUGCAGUGCUGCUGAAUGUUGCUGUGGUGAGCAGCGUCGCCCUCUUCUGGCUGUGUGCGGUAUCUCUCUACAUCGGACGCCUGGAGGUGGAGAUUAUACAUGAGGAGGACGAGGACGAUGACGGAGAGGAGUGUCCAGACUGUCGGGACCGCGCCAACCACUCCCAUGGCAACCGGCACCACGGCAGCAACAAAGGCCAAGACAAGUAGAGAGUGUGAGUGGCAAAGGUGACGAGGUGUGUGUGUGAGUGAGUGAGUGAGAGAGAGGACUGAGAGGAAGUGUGUAUGACAUUUAAAGAGAUGGGGGGGAAUAAAGGGGAUCAGUGAAAGGCAUGAUGUAUUUGGAUGGUGGUGGUUUGCUGACCUCUGAUAUUAAUCUGUGUGGGUGGGUGAUUGUGUUAAAUUUCUGGGAUAAAGAGUUAAUUUUUUGUUCAUAAUAUCAAUGUUCGAUUUUUUUUUUUAAAUUGUAGUUUUAUUUUGCACAGGCACUCUGUAAGAGUGCCUCGUUUGAGUUGAUUUACUCCUGAUCAUGUUUACUUUAUGAAUCAAAGUGCCCUGUACAAUUCCUAAGCCAUACUCUGAGCCAGCUCAUGCUGUGUUCACCUAAAUAUGGUUUUGUUGAUGUAAAAAAAAAAAAACUUUAACAAUUAUCAGUUUAUUCUAUAUUUAUUACGAAGGAGUACUUGGAUUCUCUGUAGUAAUCCAUGCUGGUGAUGUAGAAUGAGGAGAUGUAGCCCAUGUUGCAGUGUUGAAUGGAUGAACUAGCGCUAUGUGAAUUUGCGAUAUAAUGUAUAAAUACUGUAGGUAAGUAAUCAGCAAUGGUCUAUAUUUGUGUAAUCGAUUUUCUGUGUGUAAAAGUCUGGGUUUUUCUUAUGCGUUCUGUAUUUUAGAUUGAGACGUUUCUUUUAACCCAUAAAGGCUUUGGCUUAAAAAAAAUUUCCAAAGGGUUUUGUGAUUCAAUAUACUUUUGUCAUAAAGCAAAUGACAACAACAACAAAAAAUGUCAAAGUGCUAUAAGUUUUAAUUAUUUUUAUUUAAACAUGUUCAAUGCAAUCUUGAUAGUGGAUUUCUAUAGAGUAGUUUAGUUUUAACUGUAAAGUAUCGUUAUUUCAUACCUUUACUCAAUCGAGGCUUGAAAGCUGCAGCCACAACGUAAUCAAAAUUACCACCCUGAACCCCAUGUCUUUUUGGAGAGAUUUUAGUGAGAAACUAUAACAUUUGUUUAACCCGUGUGUUUGUAUGAGAUGGACAUUUACAGUGCAUUUGGAAAGUAUUCAGACCCCUUGACUUUUCCCACAUUUUGUUACGUUACAGCCUUAUUCUAAAAUAUAUAUAUAUUUUAAAUCCCCCUCGUCAAUCUACACAAUACUCCAUAAUAACAAAGCAAAAACAGGUUUUUAGACAUUUUUGCAAAAAAAUUGAUAAUUAUUUUACACAUUUGCAUAAGCGUUCUGACCCUUUACUCAGUACUUUGUUGAAUCACCUUUGGCAGCGAUUACAGCCUCGAGUCUUCUUGGGUAUAAGCUUGGCACACCUGUAUUUGGGGAGUUUCUCCCAUUCUUCUCUGCAGAUC